This is a messenger RNA of Sphaeramia orbicularis (orbiculate cardinalfish), 1404 nucleotides long. It is a transcript of the gene dimt1l, whose product is annotated as DIM1 dimethyladenosine transferase 1-like (S. cerevisiae). The record is from RefSeq and is a predicted model, not a curated record. Gene Ontology annotation, molecular function: rRNA (adenine-N6,N6-)-dimethyltransferase activity. NCBI's taxonomy places the organism in Eukaryota, Metazoa, Chordata, Actinopteri, Kurtiformes, Apogonidae. Gene Ontology annotation, cellular component: nucleolus. The transcript has 12 exons. Gene Ontology annotation, biological process: rRNA methylation. The coding region runs from base 102 to 1022 and encodes 306 amino acids.
GAAGACGAGCUAACACGUGUGUACUCAAAAACCUGUACAGGAUUGUUUAAUCGUUUCGUAUUUAAGUUUUCGGUCCAUAAAUCGAAAUAAAUCUAGCAAAAAUGCCGAAGAUUAAGGCGGAGAAGAAAAGCAGACAGCACCAAGAAGUCAAAAACCAAGGUAUAAUGUUUAACACCAGCAUCGGCCAACACAUCCUGAAGAAUCCUUUGGUUGUUAAUGGAAUCAUAGAGAAAGCUGCUCUGAGACCCACAGAUGUGGUUCUGGAGGUGGGACCUGGUACUGGUAACAUGACUGUAAAACUACUGGAGAAAGCCAAGAAGGUGGUGGCCUGUGAGUUGGACUGCAGAUUAGUGGCUGAACUUCAGAAGAGAGUACAAUGCACACCCAUGCAGACUAAACUUCAGAUUUUAGUUGGAGACGUAUUAAAAACAGAUCUGCCUUUCUUUGACGUCUGUGUGGCGAAUUUACCAUAUCAGAUUUCAUCACCAUUUGUCUUCAAACUACUCCUGCACCGACCUUUCUUUAGGUGUGCAGUGUUGAUGUUCCAGAGAGAGUUUGCUAUGCGACUGGUGGCGAAACCCGGAGACAAGCUUUACUGCAGACUGUCCAUCAACACGCAGCUGCUGGCUCGUGUAGAUCAUCUGAUGAAGGUGGGGAAGAAUAAUUUUCGGCCUCCUCCCAAAGUGGAGUCAAGUGUUGUCAGGAUAGAACCGAAAAACCCUCCUCCUCCAGUGAACUUCCAGGAAUGGGACGGCCUGGUCAGAAUAGCAUUUGUUAGGAAAAACAAAACCCUCAAUGCUGCGUUCAAAUCGGCUGCAGUUGAGCAGCUGCUGGAAAAGAACUACAGAAUCCACUGCUCUGUUAACAACGUGGACGUACCAGCAGGCUUCAGCAUCAGCAAGAAGAUUGAAAGUGUUCUGCAGGAGGCCGAGUUCAGUGAGAAGAGGGCCAGGUCCAUGGACAUAGACGACUUCAUGGUAUUGCUUCAUGCAUUCAACUCUGCUGGGAUCCACUUUUCUUAAAGAGAGACAUCCAUUGUCUCAUAGGAGAGAAGUGUAAGAUGAAAAGUAGCAGAUCACCUGAAAUUAACCCAGAGGAACUGAACAUCUGAUAUUAAAAUGACCUUCAUGAAAUAUACAAAGAAACCUGUAAGCCACAUUUAAAGAGCUCAUAUUGAGAUUCUUAAGUGUGCUAUUUUUCUUUUUUUUUUUUAAAUCACUCAAGAUGUUGAGUUUAUCACUGAAAAUAUGUAAGGGAUUAUUUUUAUAAUAAUCUAAAAGCCGGUUUUAGUUGUAGUUUUAAUAACACAUUUAAUGAUGUACUCCACAGAAAUUAAAUAUUUAAUGUGGAACUUUUGGAAUGUGCUGUCUUGUUUAAGAAAAUCAAAACACCCUUUUCUGUCCA